AUGGCCCUCUCCGGCCCGGAGGUGGAGAAGCAGGUGCCAGCGGAGCCCAGGCCGGGCCGCAAGCUGCAGUCCUGGUGGAGCCUGGUGUUCUGCCUCUGCUUCUAUGGCUUCAUGGCCCAGAUGCGGCCCGGGGAGAGCUUCAUCACGCCUUACCUCCUGGGCCCCGACAAGAACUUCACGCAGAAGCAGGUCACCAACGAGAUCACGCCCGUGCUGUCCUACUCCUACCUGGCAGUGCUGGUGCCCAUCUUCCUGCUGACGGACUCCCUGCGCUACAAGCCGGUGCUUCUGCUGCAGGGCCUGAGCUACGUGUCCGUGUGGCUUCUGCUGCUCUUCGGCUCGUCCGUGCUGCACAUGCAGUUCAUGGAGUUUUUCUUCAGCAUCACCAUGGCGGCCCGCAUCGCCUACUCCUCCUACAUCUUCUCGCUGGUGCCCCCCGCCUGCUACCAGCGCAUGGCCGGCUACUCGCGGGCCUCCGUGCUGCUGGGCGUCUUCACCAGCUCCGUGCUGGGCCAGCUGCUGGUCACGAUGGGCAGGGUCCCCUUCUCCACGCUCCACUACAUCUCGCUGGCUUUCCUCGCCUUCAGUCUGGUCCUCGCGCUCUUCCUGAAGCGCCCCAAGCGCAGCCUGUUCUUUAGCCGCGGAGCGCCCGCAAGGGCUGGGGCCUCGCCCUCCGAGCUGGACCGGAUGAACCUGGGCCAAGGGCAGCCCACGGGUGGGAAGCCGGACUGGCUGCCGGCCUCCUGGCGGGACUCGGCGCUCGCGCACAUGCUCCGCGAGCUGGGCCGCACCGCGCGGCUGCCGCAGCUGCGCCUCUGGUCCCUCUGGUGGGUCUUCAGCUCCGCCGGCUACUACCUGAUCGUCUACUACGUGCACAUCCUGUGGAACGUGGUCAACCCCACCACGGACACCACGAGGGUCUACAACGGCGGGGCGGAUGCCGCCUCCACUCUGCUCGGUGCCAUCACCUCCUUUGCCGCCGGCUUCGUGAAGAUCCGUUGGGCGCUGUGGGCCGAGCUGAUCAUCGCGGUGGUUACGGUGCUGCAGGCCGGGCUGGUCUUCCUCAUGUACAAGACCAGCAGCAUCUGGCUGUGCUACUCGGCCUUCGUGCUCUUCCGUGGCUCCUACCAGUUCCUGGUGCCUGUCGCCACUUUUCAGAUCGCGUCUUCUCUUUCUCAAGAGCUCCGCGCCCUUGUCUUCGGAGUCAACACGUUUCUCGCCACUGUCCUCAAGACCAUCAUCACCCUCGUUGUCUCCGACAAGCGGGGCCUGGGCCUCCCGGUCCACUCUCAGUUCCUCAUCUACUUUGUGUACUUCCUGGUGCUGUUUGUCGCCUACGUCCUUGCGGCCAUGCUGGCGGGCGUGCGCCACUUCCGACAGGGCCGCCGCCAGCCCCCGCCGCCGGCCCAGGAGCUGAUGAGCCCGAUGCAGGAGCCGGCCGUGCACGACGGGCCCGCCCCAGAGGAGGACGGCCCCGCCCCAGAGGAGGACGGCGUGCGAGCCGUGGGGGAGCAGAGACAGCAGCCCGAGGCCAAGGCCUGA
Messenger RNA from Lipotes vexillifer (Yangtze River dolphin), 1542 nucleotides. RefSeq names its product solute carrier family 19 member 1 (gene SLC19A1). Gene Ontology annotation, molecular function: methotrexate transmembrane transporter activity; folic acid binding; folate:monoatomic anion antiporter activity. Lineage: Eukaryota; Metazoa; Chordata; Mammalia; Artiodactyla; Lipotidae. Gene Ontology annotation, biological process: folate transmembrane transport; methotrexate transport. The transcript has 6 exons. The record is from RefSeq and is a predicted model, not a curated record. The coding region runs from base 1 to 1542 and encodes 513 amino acids. Gene Ontology annotation, cellular component: apical plasma membrane; plasma membrane; basolateral plasma membrane.